GGAUGUUGUCCCAGAGUACCGACGGUAGCCAAUCAGCGCGGAGGACGCUGGGGGGACACGGCAAGGUGAGCGGGCCGGAGGAGCGCUCUGUCGUCUAAGCCGUCACCGUCGCAGCACCGAGAGGACACCGGGCAGUAACAGGUAAAGCAAGAUGCAGACGGCUUCUUUGGCUCUCCUCAGCUCCCCGGCUCUGUUCCGGUGCUGCUCCAGGGCUCUGGUCAGGCCCGUUUCAGUGUCUGUGUUCAGCAGGCCUGAGGCUCAGGCUGUACAGCCUGCUGGUGUGUCCUACCCACAGCUGACCCACCGUGGGUUCCAAACUAGUGCAGUUUCCCGGGAUAUCGACACUGCUGCUAAGUUCAUCGGUGCUGGUGCUGCCACAGUUGGGGUGGCUGGUUCAGGAGCAGGUAUUGGGACGGUGUUUGGCAGCUUGAUCAUUGGCUAUGCCAGGAAUCCAUCUCUCAAGCAGCAGCUUUUCUCCUACGCCAUCCUGGGCUUCGCCCUGUCUGAGGCUAUGGGUCUCUUCUGUCUGAUGGUGGCAUUCCUUAUCCUCUUUGCCAUGUGACAACUUUUGGCCUGGCUGCAGCUUCCAUCACUUUGUCCUCAGCGGUUUGAGUCUGCUUCCAUCAGAGUGACUGACAAUUAAAGAAAAGAUUUCUCUAAAUAAAGUGGUGGCUUUAUUAUUUCUU
Molecule: messenger RNA, 686 nt
Organism: Coturnix japonica (Japanese quail)
Lineage: Eukaryota; Metazoa; Chordata; Aves; Galliformes; Phasianidae
Gene: ATP5MC1
Product: ATP synthase membrane subunit c locus 1
Biological process (GO): proton motive force-driven ATP synthesis; proton transmembrane transport
Molecular function (GO): proton transmembrane transporter activity
Source: RefSeq, a predicted model, not a curated record